AUGACAACAACUCUUGAAAUACAUCAAAGUGGAAAAACAGAAAGUUGUCAAGAGGAGAGAUGUUCUGUUUUUCUCCUAGUAAGCUUAAGUGUAUAUUUUUGCACAUUAAAAACAAGAAUAUAUAAACUAGAAGUUAGAGACCAGAGGCCAAACUCGGGACCUGACAAGACAUCUGGGCUGCCCCGCAGGAUCAUCAGGGAAACCAAGCAUUUGUUGGCAGAACCAGAUCCUGGAGUCAAAGCAGAACCAGAUGAGACCAACACCCAGGAUUCCCCUUUUGAGGGAGGGACUUUUAAACCCGAACUAUUCUUUCCAGAAGAAUAUCCAAUGGCAGCACCUAAAGUGCAUUUCAUAACCAAAAUUUAUCAUCCUAAUGUAGACAAGUUGGGAAGAAUAUGUUUAGAUAAUCUAAAAGAUAAGUGGUCCCCAGCACUGCAGAUCUACACAGUUCUGCUAUUGAUCCAGGACCUGUUAAGUGCUCCCAAUCCAGAUGUUCCAUUAGCAAAUGAUAUAGAGGAACAUUGGAAGACCAACAAAGCCCGAGGCAUAGAAACAGCUAGACCAGGUACUAGGCUUUAUGUCAUGAACAAUAUUUAG
Molecule: messenger RNA, 597 nt
Organism: Sapajus apella (tufted capuchin)
Lineage: Eukaryota; Metazoa; Chordata; Mammalia; Primates; Cebidae
Product: ubiquitin-conjugating enzyme E2 N-like
Exons: 2
Coding region: 1-597 (198 amino acids)
Biological process (GO): protein K63-linked ubiquitination; DNA damage tolerance
Cellular component (GO): nucleus
Molecular function (GO): ubiquitin conjugating enzyme activity
Source: RefSeq, a predicted model, not a curated record